AUGUACCACGCUAAUAGGCUCCCGAGUGAGGGGAGAAGAUCAGAUCCGGAGUCGGUAGCUUCCCGAUGGGUGAUUUUUUCUCUCUUGACCUCGCCAAAUUGCGCAUUGCGGCUACACAUUGAGGAAGGAGAGCCCUCGACCCGCGCACCACGUUUCCACAGGACUCUCAAGCACCCCAACUUCCCAGGGACGAGAUCGAAGGAAAAGGGCGGUUCCAUCCUGGUGGCCUUGCCGGCGCAUUUCGGACGAGAUCGGGAGCCUCGUCCCGAUAAGUUGACGACAACCAAAGCCUGCAAGAACCGCAGGGUUCUGAGCGCUUCUUGUCUGUCAGUUCGCUCUGUGUAUAGUAUUGGCGAGCCUCGGGGGUAG
Parascedosporium putredinis is the source of this 369-nucleotide messenger RNA. The record is from the annotation of a GenBank genome assembly. Lineage: Eukaryota; Fungi; Ascomycota; Sordariomycetes; Microascales; Microascaceae.